CAGGCAGGAAUAGAGAAGAGCAACAUGGCGAUGCCUGAGCCUCCCGUGAUCGAAGGCUUCACCCCGAGCGCCCGCCUGCAGAAGGAGGGCUUCAGGACCAAGUUCUCACGGAAAUUCAAGGAGAAUCCCUUUGUACCGAUCGGCUGCCUUGCCACCGCCGGUGCUUUGACAUACGGGCUUAUCGCUUUCAAGCAGGGGAAAACCCGCCAGUCCCAGAUGUUGAUGCGCACACGUAUUGCUGCGCAAGGCUUCACAGUCGCGGCCAUUAUGUUUGGAGUCGUUUUGGCUGCCACAAAAUCCCAGUCUCGCCCUACUUAAAGACAUGUUGGCUGAUAGAAAUGAUACCUCGGCUCAUCCAGAGUAAUCAUGGACCUUAUCUAAGAGUCAAGCUGAAGCCUAUGGAAAAGAGUUGGACUCAGUUUAUAAAAUGGGUCACGGGAUAAAUAUUUGCGAUGAAAAUAAAUAUCUAUACUAAAUAUAUAUGAAUCUUCCGUGUAAUGGCUACAUCUGAUGGCCAAAUUCUACAAUGACUACUGAGAGAAUGCAUGCCUCUGCAUAACACU
Nanorana parkeri is the source of this 563-nucleotide messenger RNA. It is a transcript of the gene HIGD2A, whose product is annotated as HIG1 hypoxia inducible domain family member 2A. The record is from RefSeq and is a predicted model, not a curated record. Lineage: Eukaryota; Metazoa; Chordata; Amphibia; Anura; Dicroglossidae. The transcript has 2 exons. Gene Ontology annotation, biological process: mitochondrial respirasome assembly. Gene Ontology annotation, cellular component: mitochondrion. Bases 25 to 318 code for a protein of 97 amino acids.